ACAAAACCUGUUUCCGUACUUGGGCCACUAUUCAAGACAUUCUGGUUGCCAAUUGUUGCUUCUGGAUUUACAAAAGUUUUAUCAGAUGCUUUAGUAUUUAUCAAUCCACAGAUCCUGAACCUAAUGAUCAGUUUUGUGGCCGGCAAAGACUACCUAUGGAAGGGUUUUGUGUACGCUGCCGCCAUGUUCCUAGCCGCAGAGAUGCAAACCAUUCUGACCCAAAACACAUUCAUGAAUAUGUAUAAUGUCGGCAUUAACUGGCGGACUUCACUCAUGUCAUCGAUUUACAAAAAGGCACUUCGAGUGUCCAGUGCCGCCCGAAAGAGCUCUACUGUUGGAGAAGUAGUUAACCUGAUGGCGGUAGAUGCUCAGCGUUGUUCCGACUUCGCUCAGUUUAUCCACUUCAUAUGGACGGCUCCUAUAAUCAUAGUCGUGGCCCUCUAUUUCUUGUGGCAGAUCCUCGGUGUGGCUGUGUUGGCUGGUCUGGCAGUGAUGAUCGUUAUCAUCCCCUUCAACGGUGUCAUUGCCAACAAAAUGAAAAAGCUGCAGACCAAACAAAUGAAAUACAAAGACGAAAGAGUGAAACUCAUCAAUGAAAUUUUAACUGGAAUUAAGGUUCUGAAGCUGUAUGCUUGGGAGCCGAGUUUCAAAGAUUACAUUUUGAAAAUAAGAGAUAAGGAGUUGUUGCAGAUGCGAACAUCAGCUCUCUACAGCUCUUCGAUAUCAUUUUUGUGGCUCUCCUCCUCCUUUCUUGUCUCGUUUGCUACGUUUGUCACGUUUGUGUUGAUCGACGAACGCAACGUUCUCACAGCCGAGAUCGCGUUUGUGUCCGCAGCUCUCUUCAACGUGAUGAGGUUUCCUAUCGCCCUGCUGCCUCUAGUAGUCACCUUGUUACUCCAGUUUCUAGUGUCUGUGAAAAGAAUAAGCAAAUUCAUGAAUGCAGAAGAGUUGGACUUUGGAGCAGUUACACAUGACGAAAACAGAAAGGAACCACUUAUUAUUGAAAACGGAGUAUUCUCGUGGAACUCAGAAUCCGCUGAAGAAGCAGUUCUACGCAACAUCACACUCAAAAUUGAACCAGGAAAGUUGGUAGCAGUGGUUGGGGCAGUCGGUUCUGGGAAGAGUUCUCUCAUUUCUGCAUUCCUGGGAGAGAUGGACAAGAUCUCUGGAAAUGUUAAUACUAAAGGCAAGAUAGCCUAUGUGCCACAGCAAGCGUGGAUACAGAAUGCAACGGUCAAAGACAACAUUCUGUUCGGAGUCAAUUACAACAGCAAGGAGUACGAUAGGACUGUGGAGAACUGCGCUUUGAAGCCAGACUUUGAUAUGCUACCUGCUGGGGAUAACACUGAAAUUGGAGAGAAGGGUAUCAACCUGAGUGGUGGCCAGAAGCAGAGAGUGAGCCUGGCAAGGGCUGUAUACAAUGAUGCGGACACAUACUUGUUGGAUGAUCCUCUCAGUGCUGUUGAUUCUCAUGUGGGGCGACACAUAUUUGAUAACGUCAUCGGACCUAAAGGCCAGCUCAGAAAGAAGACACGAGUGUUAGUAACACACGGAGUGACAUUCCUACACCAAGUAGACGUCAUUGUGGUGAUGAAGGCGGGAGAGAUCUCGGAGAUGGGGACAUUCAAGGAGUUGUUGGCUAAGAGAGGGGAGUUCUCCGACUUUCUGGUGCACCACAUCGCAGAGACUGAACAGGGCGAAUUGGAUCCAGAAAUCAAGGAACUGAUUGAUGAAGAUAAGGUGCUAAGACAAAAUAUUGAAAGAAAAUUAAGCAUUAUAAGUUCGGCUGAUUCUUUUAAAUCCGGUUCUUCACAAGGCAGACGACGAGAUUCAGUUAAAAUCGAUACCAAACCAAUCCAAAAGAAGGACAAAUUAGUACAAGUUGAAAAAACUGAAACUGGCAAAGUAAAGUACCAAGUUUACAUACACUACCUGAAGUCAAUAGGAUUGUUUCUCGGACUGGCGACGAUAUUCUUCCAGUUGCUCUCGCAGGCUUCCAACGCCCUCGGCAGUAUCUGGCUCUCCAAGUGGACUUCAGACACGUCAGCAGCUGUUGAUGGCGUACAGGUCAUGGACAAGCGCAAUACCUACAUCGAGGUUUACGCUGCUUUUGGCUUCGGCCAGGUGGUUUCAGUUGUGUUGAGUUCCUUUGCACUUGCGUUUGGCAGCCUGAGGGCAUCUCGUAUCCUGCACCAGUCCAUGCUGGCCAACAUCCUGCGAGCGCCGAUGAGCUUCUUUGACACCACGCCUACUGGGAGACUGGUGAACCGUUUCGGCAAGGAUGUGGACACAGUCGACAGCGUCCUCCCUCUAACCAUGACUCAGGCUCUAGCAGGCUCUGUGACUGUUAUAGCGACCCUAGGAGUCAUUGUUUGGUCAACUCCAAUCUUUGCUUCGGUCAUCCUCCCAGUGGGUCUGCUUUACUACUUCGUUCAGAAAAUGUACGUUGCUACGUCACGCCAACUGAAGAGGAUAGAAGCGGUAUCUCGUUCCCCCAUCUAUUCACACUUUAGUGAAACCAUCUCAGGUGCCUCUUCAAUAAGAGCUUAUGGUGUGGAGAACAGGUUCAUGAAAACCUUGGAAGAAAAGGUUGACGAGAACACUGCCUGCCUCUUUCCCAGUUUAGUAUCCAACAGGUGGCUUGGAGUACGGUUGGAAACAAUCGGAAAUAUUUUAAUUCUAUUUGCAGCACUCUUUGCUGUUUUGAAGAGAGAUUCUUUGGACCCGGGCAUUGUGGGUCUGUCCAUCAGUUAUGCUUUACAGAUUACUUCCAUGCUGAAUGCUGCUGUGAGGUUCACUUCUGAGGUGGAAACAAACAUAGUGUCAGUAGAGAGGAUAAAGGAAUACGCUGAAGUUCCACAGGAGGCAGCCUGGGAAAGUACAGCCCAGACGAAUCCUGAGUGGCCCAACCAGGGCGUGGUACAGUUCCAGGACUAUCAGGUCAGGUACAGAGAAGGUCUAGAGCUGGUGUUGAAGGGAGUCACUUUCACUGUCUCCGGCGGCGAAAAGGUUGGGAUAGUUGGCCGCACUGGAGCCGGUAAGUCUUCACUCACACUUGGACUAUUCCGUAUAAUUGAGGCUGCUGGAGGACAUAUCUUCAUCGACGGUCUCGACAUCUCCAAGAUUGGACUGAAAGAUCUCCGCUCUAAGCUGACAAUUAUCCCUCAGGAUCCCGUACUAUUUUCUGGAACACUCCGCAUGAACCUGGACCCGUUUGAGAUGUACAGCGACUCAGACGUGUGGCGAGCUCUGGAGUUGGCUCAUCUUAGCAACUUUACAAGAGGUCUUAAUCUGGGGCUGUUGUAUAACAUCACUGAGGGUGGAGAAAAUCUCAGUGUUGGACAGCGACAGUUGAUUUGCCUAGCUAGAGCCGUUCUGCGCAAGACGAAAGUUCUGAUUCUGGACGAGGCAACAGCAGCAAUAGACCUGGAGACUGAUGACCUGAUCCAGGCAACAAUCCGCAAAGAAUUCCGGGACUGCACUGUGCUGACUAUCGCUCAUAGACUCAACACUAUCAUGGACUCUGAUAGAGUUCUGGUUUUGGAUAAGGGUCAUAUCAAGGAAUUCGAUUCCCCACAAAAUCUACUGAAAUCUCCUUCAACAAUAUUCUACGGAAUGGCUAGGGACGCUGGUCUUACGUGAUAUCAAUAAUUUUCACAACAUAAUCAUAAUUCACAAUUUAAACUAAAAUUAUCCUGAGUGUUUCUAGUGUUAAGAUUGAAAACUAUGUAUGAAACAUUUUAUUGAACACUGAUUGUGUUCAGAAUAUGAAAUACUGUGUAUGAGUGAAUGAUUUAAACGAGAUCUCAAUUGCUUUUUAAUAAUUUAUCGAUUUUAUUAGUUUAGUCAAUCUAAUGACCUAUUUAGUUUUUUCAUAAAUUUUAAUAAAUAAAAAUGGUAGAGGAAACUAAUCACAUAUUUUUAUAAGUUCUGAACUUGAACUGAUUAUUCCUUUUGAAUAUCACCUCCAUAUUGUUCGUAAAGUAGAAUAUCUAACGGUUAUCAAAUUGGUAAAAUAUUAAAAAUAAGUAUCUCAGAAAUAUAUAGUACGCUAAAAUUUGUUCUAAAAAUUAAGUUUAUUAUUGCAUAUUAGUAGAAGCCAAUAAAAAUAUUCGGCGCAAAUUGAAAGAAUGAAUUGACAAAAAUACUUUGCAGAUUAAUGAUCAAUUUUUUAAUGUAAUAUGUAAGUUUAAAUAUUGAAGAUGUAUCGUGUUCAACGUCGACAGAGUAAGUUGUAGAUGGAGCUUAUAUUGGUUACUGUUAAUGUGUCUUUUGUGAUAUGUCUGAAGAAGAUAGCCUUGCUAUCGAAAGGCCUCACAAAAAAAUAAAAGUAUUAAAUAUUGGUUUUAUUUUUUAGUGUAAUUACGUCGACAGUGUAGUUUAUUUGUGUUCAUAAAAUGUAUUUUAACGUAGCCUAAUGACAUGCUUUAUUCAUACCUCAUUAUAGUGUACAAGAUUAAAUUGGUACCGGUAUGGUUCAUUGUAGCUAUACACUUUGGAAUGUUACCGUACAAUUUUAUUAUUUCAUUGUUUUAUAUUGUUAUCCUU
Messenger RNA from Homalodisca vitripennis (glassy-winged sharpshooter), 4548 nucleotides. RefSeq names its product multidrug resistance-associated protein 1-like. NCBI's taxonomy places the organism in Eukaryota, Metazoa, Arthropoda, Insecta, Hemiptera, Cicadellidae. Gene Ontology annotation, molecular function: ABC-type transporter activity; ATP binding; ATP hydrolysis activity. The record is from RefSeq and is a predicted model, not a curated record. Gene Ontology annotation, biological process: transmembrane transport. Gene Ontology annotation, cellular component: membrane.